GAACUUGUCCUGGAAGCUGUGCAUCACCAUAAUGAGGCUUGUAAUUCUUGAUAACUAUGACUUGGCUAGUGAAUGGGCAGCCAAAUACAUCUGUAAUCGCAUCAUUCAGUUCAAACCUGGAAAGGACAGAUAUUUUACACUGGGUUUACCAACAGGGAGUACACCAUUAGGAUGUUAUAAAAAAUUAAUAGAAUAUCACAAGAAUGGAUUCCUUUCUUUUAAAUAUGUGAAGACCUUUAACAUGGAUGAAUAUGUAGGACUUCCCAGACAGCAUCCUGAAAGCUACCAUUCUUACAUGUGGAAUAACUUUUUUAAGCAUAUUGAUAUAGAUCCUAAUAAUGCUCAUAUCCUUGAUGGGAAUGCUGCAGAUUUACAAGCAGAAUGUGAUGCAUUUGAAGAUAAAAUAAAAGAAGCUGGAGGAAUUGAUCUUUUUGUUGGAGGAAUUGGUCCAGAUGGUCAUAUCGCUUUCAAUGAGCCAGGAUCCAGUUUAGUAUCAAGGACAAGAUUAAAGACCCUAGCAAUGGACACCAUAUUGGCAAAUGCUAAAUAUUUUGAUGGAGAUUUAUCAAAGGUGCCAACUAUGGCUCUAACAGUUGGUGUGGGGACAGUGAUGGAUGCUAGAGAGGUCAUGAUCCUCAUAACAGGCGCCCACAAGGCAUUUGCUCUCUACAAAGCAAUAGAGGAAGGAGUCAAUCACAUGUGGACUGUUUCAGCUUUCCAGCAGCACCCCCGAACUAUUUUUGUGUGUGAUGAAGAUGCUACCUUAGAAUUAAGAGUUAAAACUGUGAAAUAUUUUAAAGGUGAGCAUUUACAUUUCAUAAGCAGAAUGUGAGAAUGUGCUGUUGUAGAUGACUACUGAAAUUUAAUGUGAUUGUAGAGUUACACUGUGGCCUAUUAAAAACUGGCAUGUGCUGACC
This is a messenger RNA of Myotis lucifugus (little brown bat), 917 nucleotides long. It is a transcript of the gene GNPDA2, whose product is annotated as glucosamine-6-phosphate deaminase 2. The record is from RefSeq and is a predicted model, not a curated record. Bases 32 to 832 code for a protein of 266 amino acids. Gene Ontology annotation, molecular function: identical protein binding; glucosamine-6-phosphate deaminase activity. The transcript is spliced from 5 exons. Lineage: Eukaryota; Metazoa; Chordata; Mammalia; Chiroptera; Vespertilionidae. Gene Ontology annotation, cellular component: cytoplasm. Gene Ontology annotation, biological process: D-glucosamine catabolic process; N-acetylneuraminate catabolic process; N-acetylglucosamine catabolic process.